Messenger RNA from Gilbertella persicaria, 3285 nucleotides. Its product is annotated as Sec23/Sec24 trunk domain-containing protein. Lineage: Eukaryota; Fungi; Mucoromycota; Mucoromycetes; Mucorales; Choanephoraceae. Gene Ontology annotation, biological process: endoplasmic reticulum to Golgi vesicle-mediated transport; COPII-coated vesicle cargo loading; intracellular protein transport. The record is from RefSeq and is a predicted model, not a curated record. Gene Ontology annotation, cellular component: endoplasmic reticulum exit site; COPII vesicle coat. Gene Ontology annotation, molecular function: zinc ion binding; SNARE binding. Bases 371 to 3271 code for a protein of 966 amino acids. The transcript has 6 exons.
UUUUUUUAAAGAAUGCAUAGAUGACGAAACCUAAGACCAAGAUCUAUUCUAUACCUUGUUGAAUAUAUGUCAAAUGGAACAAAGUAUUAGAAAGGGAACUUAUCUCUACUGUAGUGCUAUGUCUUCCUCUUGAUCAAGCCCAAAAAACGACACCUAAACCUUUCACUUGAGGAUCAAACGCUGUCUGUUACCAAUGACGUCGUGCUUCCACGUCUUUCUUUUUAUUCUCUUUGACCAUGAAUCCUGAACAACCAAGACCCAUAUCGGGUCCACGCCCUCCUCAGAUGGCCGGUAUUCGUCCUGUUGGACCAGGUGGUGAGUGAACUAUACAAUAGACGUGUUAUUGACACAAUUAGCUCCUAUUCGGCCAAUGAUGCCACUACCACAACAAGGUAUGGCAAGACCUCCCGGAAUGCAUCCUCCUAUGAGACCUAUGACACAAGCACCUAUGCGUCCUGUUAUGGCAUCACCACAGGCAAGACCUGUUGUAUCGCCACAAGUUAGACCUUCUGUUGUAUCACCACAGCCAAGACCUGCCAUCAUGCCCACUCAACCACAUGAGCCUACCUAUCAACACCAACCUGCUGUAUCUCCUCCUCAACAACAACAACAACCACAAAACUUAGUUGGACCUAUGCAACAUAUGCAUAUUCAUCAACAGUCAAAACAAAGCAGUAAACCUAAACGAGUCUAUAUCAACCCAGACACCACACAACCACAACCUCAAGUGCAGCCACAAGGACAACCUCAAGUGCAUCCCCAAAUGCAACCUCAGCCACAGGCUCCAUGGCCAAACAGUCUUCAACAACCUUACAGUACACCUUCUUCUAUCAAAAGUCAUCAUCAAUCUGCAGGUGUUGGCUAUACAAACGCACCUUACACACACACAGGUCAGCAAUUACCACCUGAACUCCGUCCCCCUUCACAACCUCGUCCUCGUAUUGACCCCGAUCAAAUGCCAGCACCUGUUCAGGUCCGUGAAGCAGAUGCUGAUCUAUUCCAAGACAAAUUCUUUGGUACCUUGGAACGAGACCGUGUUCCUUUUGCCACGACGUCUUUUAUUGGACUGGAUCAGGGGAACUGCAAUCCCCGGUUCAUGCGGUCCACAGUGGACCGUGUGCCUAGCACCAAGGAAUUGACAGACAAGUCCAAGCUGCCUGUGGGUCUGAUCGUUCAACCCUUGGCCAAACAACGGUCUGAUGAGGUCCCUAUUCAAGUGGUUCAGCAUGGUGAAGAAGGACCUGUGCGUUGUAGUCGAUGCAGAGCCUACGUGAAUCCUUGGUGCGUAUUUACGCAUGGUGGGUCUCGAUUUGAAUGUAACAUUUGCUUGCAUUCCAACCAAGUGCCUGAUUGGUACUUUGCCAAUGUGGAUAUGUCUGGUAGACGUGUGGAUGUGAAUGAACGACCUGAAUUACGCUAUGGAUCUGUUGAAUUUGAAGUGACACCUGAUUAUUUCGCUACAGAUCGAUUGCCUGUGCCCUUAAGUUAUGUGUUUGCGAUUGAUGUCUCGAUCCAGUCUGUUCAGAGCGGCAUGCUACAAGCUGUAUGUGAAGGACUAAAGCAUGCACUGUAUGAUACAGAAGGAAAUCCCAAAUUGGACAAUCGCAUAGGUAUCAUGACAUUCAAUAAAGAUGUCCAUUUCUAUAACUUGGCGGCUGAAUUAACAAGUGCUCAAAUGCUUGUUGUGUCUGAUAUCCAUGAUAUGUUCUUGCCUCUUCAAGCUGGUUUCUUGGCCCAUCUUUCUGAAUCAAGGCAUGUCAUCUUGGAACUGUUGGAUCAUUUGCCUCAGAUGUUUAAACAAACCACGCGUGCUGAAUCUGUCUAUACAUCUGCUGUCAAAGGUGGUUUAGAAGCCUUGAAAUCAACAGGGGGUCAGAUCUUUGUCUUCCAGACAUGUUUGCCUAAUUAUGGACCAGACAGUCUAAAGCCUCGGGACGAUAAAGCCCUAGACAAAGAAAAGAGUCUAUUGGCACCUCAAAGCGAUACAUACAGAGACCUCGGCAAGACAUGUGUAAAGCAUGGUGUCUGUGUGCAUACAUGGGCCUUUGCUUCUCAAUACAUGGAUGCUGCUACUGUCCAGACUGUCUCUCAUCUGACAGGAGGUGAUUUCAGACACUACCCUAACUUCUCUUUGGCUGAGAAAUACAGUCUGUAUUAUCAACUGGACCAUGACAUACACCGAGAAACAGGUUUUGAUGGUAUUCUACGUGUUCGAUGCUCAGAUGGUCUUCAGGUCAUGGAUCAUUAUGGUCAUUGCCAUAUGAGUGUCUAUACUGAAUGCGAUCUGGCUGGUGUUGAUCAAGACAAGGCCAUGGCUGUCGUACUUAAACAUGACGGUAAACUGGAUGAGAACCGUGGUGUCUCUUUCCAGUGUGCAUUGCUCUAUACCAACCGUCAAGGUCAACGUCGUGUGCGUGUGCAUAACCUUCAUUUGGCAGCCACAUCACAAAUAGCAGAUGUGUUUCGGUAUGGGGAUGUCGAUGCCACCAUCAGUGUGUUGUUGAGACAAGCUAUCUUUGACAUGGCUCAUAAGAACAGAAAGGAUAUCCAUACUUCCAUGACAGAUCAUUGUGUGGAUGUCUUGACGGCUUAUCGACUGAACUGCGCAGCCUCUACUUCACCCGGUCAACUUAUUUUGCCUGAGGCAUUUAAAUUAUUGCCUGUGUAUGUACAUGGUGCUAUUCGAUCUAAAGUCUUACGAGGAGUGGGUACAGAUAUCAAUAUCGAUGUUAGAGUAGCAGCCAUGUCCUUGUUCAAUACACUCAGUGUUGAAGAAUUAGUAUGGACAUUAUAUCCUCGCAUGUAUCCAUUGCAUGAACUCAGUCUGAACGAGAACACGGCCAAUCUGAAGGGUGAAUUCAGAUUACCUCAUAUGAUGCGUACUUCUUAUGAACGCUUAGAAGCCCAUGGUUGCUAUCUUGUAGAUACAGGAUCUGAUCUCUAUCUCUGGUUGGGUAAAUCAUUACCUUCUGCAUUCAUUCAAGACUUGUUUGGUGUCAAGACAUUAGACCAGGUAGACCCACACAUGGUUCAUUUGCCUGUACAACCCACUGUUCUGUCUACAGAAGUCCACGGUAUCAUGCGACAAUUACAGGCAUCUCGAACAAGACAUUUAGCACUGAGAGUGGUUCGACAAGAAAAGGAUGCUAUUGAAUUCUUGUUCUCUACUUGGAUGUCAGAAGAUCGUAAUGCUGAAAUACAAACCUAUGUUGAUUACAUGUGUGUAUUGCAUCGCAAGAUUCAAGAAGAAAUGAAGAAACAUAGUGGAUAAUAAUAAUAAAAAGA